AUGUGGCCGCCUCUGCUCCUUGUGUUCUCCAUCUCCAUGACCAUCGCCGGCACAGAGGCCAAACCCAAGGAGGACCAUCCCGGUGGUCAAUGGGAAGGAGACGACUUAUCUGAGGCCAGUAUGUCCUUCGCCAUCUCAGUCUAUAAGCUGGUGUCCUCCAAGACGGCCAGAUCCCCACCCAACGUCUUCAUCUCCCCCAUCAGCAUCUACACCACCCUGGCCAUGUUGGGUCUCGGGGCGAGAUCCUCCACCCGUCAGCAGAUCCUGGGGGCCAUGUGUCUCAACGACACCCAAGGCAGCAGAAUCCUGAAGGAGGACUACAAGAGUUUCCUGGCCAAACUGAGGACGGAAAACGGAGACGCAGAAUUCACCAUCUCCAACUGGUUCUUCCCAGACGAUUCCAUUAAGGUUUUACCCCAAUACAAGCAGGACGUGGCCAACUACUACAAGUCCUCCGUCCAGGGCAUUGACUUUACGGACCCCCAGAAUGCCGAGCAGAAGAUCAACGAGCAAGUCAGUGGCCGGACUGAUGGCAAAAUAGAAGACUUGGUCAGCGACCUGGAUGGCCAAACCAAGAUGGUCCUGCUGGACUAUGCAAGCUUCAAUGCAAAAUGGCAGAACCCUUUCACCAAAGGGACACGUCAGGAACUUUCCAAGUCACAUUCAGUCGCAGUCCCGAUGAUGCAUCGAGUGGGUCAGUACAGGACUUACAAGGACCGAGGACUUGUCUUUGUCGAGGUCCCGUACACGGACCAGCUGGUUCUACUUAUUAUUAUGCCAAAUGAUGGAAAACUCAAUGAAGUGGAGCAGAACCUAUCCGCACAGCGUGUACAGUGUUACCUAUCCAAGGCAAAAACUAGCCUACUGGACCUCUACAUCCCCCAGAUAUCUCUAGAGCAGCAGAUCAACGUGCAGUACGCUCUGCUCACCAUGGGGGUCAUACAAGUGUUCAGUGACACCGCCGACCUGUCCCGAAUAUCCCCCGAACCGGGACUGAAAGUCUCCAGAAUUUACCACAAGACUCUGGUGAAGAUUGCAGGGAAUGCGACAGAAUCCAGCGGCGCUGAGGUCAUACAAACCAUUACUCUCCCUAAAGCUCUGGAGUUGCGUAUUGAUCGGCCAUUUCUCGCUUUGGUUUACAAUAAAGAAGUGAAGACGGUUCUUCUUAUAGGGAGGGUUAUGGAUCUGUCUUAAGACGC
Messenger RNA from Hyla sarda, 1199 nucleotides. Its product is annotated as serine protease inhibitor A6-like. Gene Ontology annotation, biological process: negative regulation of endopeptidase activity. The record is from RefSeq and is a predicted model, not a curated record. NCBI's taxonomy places the organism in Eukaryota, Metazoa, Chordata, Amphibia, Anura, Hylidae. The transcript is spliced from 4 exons. Bases 1 to 1194 code for a protein of 397 amino acids. Gene Ontology annotation, molecular function: serine-type endopeptidase inhibitor activity.